GGAUGAGCUCAACCCCGCUGGCGUUAGUCAAUCAACCUACAUUACGGAUAGUUAAUAACCAGUUACUAUUCACCUUCAUCCGCCUCCACUACGCUUGGACUCCUAUGCGCCAUGAGUCGAUCACACCUCGCCUUGCUACAUCGAUAAUCAUAGGGCACAACAUGAAUACUAUUCUGACUCCCUUGUUCGAGAAAUUGAUAUUCAUUGCUCGUAACUCGAUUCGCGAAUAGUCUACAAGAUGUAAGCUGUCAAUCACGU
Messenger RNA from Aspergillus welwitschiae, 258 nucleotides. RefSeq lists its product as uncharacterized. NCBI's taxonomy places the organism in Eukaryota, Fungi, Ascomycota, Eurotiomycetes, Eurotiales, Aspergillaceae. The record is from RefSeq and is a predicted model, not a curated record. The transcript has a single exon. The annotation marks the transcript as partial.